CGGCAGGGUUCACCUCGCUUUAGUCACCCUUUUCGCUAGCGACUCUGGAGUCCGGAGCAGCACUGCAGCUCAGUUCUUUGAGCCCUUCUUUUCAAACCCUAAACCUUUCGCACUGACGCCGGUGCUGGAGGCUGGCGGAGUCGAGGUAGACCCUUAGGUUUUUCGGUCAGUACAUCCUAGUUCUACUAUGAGUGGGCUCGGUGCGAGCGCAGCGGCGGGGGCAGUCGGAGGAGCAGCCGCCGGUGCAGCCGCGGGGUUGGGGGUAGAUAUGGACGUCUCGCCGGCUCCAGCUACAGUCGCCGACAUCAGAGACGGUUUUCGGCGGCAGCGUAGACGGACCGACACGGACGAGGACAGGCAGGAGCAGUUUGCACUAGAGCAGGAGACGGAGUGGAGGCGGACCUUGCAGCGCGAGCUGCAGCUCUCGAGUCUGGAGGGGGGUGUCCUCGAGAGCAGGACCGUCAUCGAGGGUUGGGUUAGCAGGGUUAGGGCUACGGCUGAGGAGGCGCGUGUGGCUCACGAGCAGGCUGUUGCAGAGGCAGCGGCGCUACAGGCAGCACGUGAGCAGUUUAGACAGGAGACAGAGCAGCAGCAGCAGCAGCAGCAGCAGCAGCAGCAGCAGCAGCAGCAGCAGCAGCAGCAGCAGCAGCAGACGCAGCAGCAGCCACAGCAGCAGCCACAGCAGCAGUCGCAGCAGCCGUUUGGUGCCACUGCUACAGGGACAGGGGUCGGCGCUUGGCAGGACGAGCAGAGGGAGGCCUGGCGUCGGUUUUCUGAGCGUCUAGACCGUCUUGAGGGUCGUCGACAGGGGCAGCAGACGCAGCAGCAACGGGGUAGGACCCGUGCUAGGGAGCCGACGGGAGAUGGCCGCCUCGAGUCCAUCUCCCCUGUUCGCAGCCGUCCACAGCCAGCCACAGCGGCGGCACAGACUGCAGCGCAGCAGCAGUUCCUUCAGCAGCCGUUUUACGGGACUCCGGCGUGGCAGCAGCCACAGCACCGCCCGGGCCCAGUGUUUCCACAGGACCAUCUGCCGCAGCAGCCCCAGGGGCAGCAGCAGACGGGGCAGCAGCAGCAGCAGCAGACGGGCCAGUAGAGGCAGACACAGGGGACGGGGUUGGUAGCCGAGGGAGGCACAGACCACGUAGGAGGCUAGAGGAGUCGGACAGGGAGCGUCUGCUUCGACGGUUUGCCAGGCGCAGUGUGCAAGAGGUCGCGGACAAGCUAACUAACGUGGCUGUCCACAACCUCUCGCGCAGGCGUCUGACAGAGGAUGAGCUUACAGGCCUUGCUCUUGGCCUUAAGUUCAUCCCUACGCCCCCUCCUCUUGACCGAGGGCGGCUGAGUCAGGCUGUGGAGCAGUAUCAGCGGCGGGUUAGGCUAGCGUGGCAGUUUCGGGACAGCCGCAGACCGGUGCCUAGGUUUCGGGUCCCACGACCUAGUUGGCAGCCGGACCCGGGGCCACCAGAGGUCGAGGAGUAUCUUGCUGAGGUAGCUGACAGGGUGGAGGGGCUGGCGGGUCUUAUAGGAGGGCCCGCUCGGCCCAACAUCAGCAGCCGCGUUAGGGGUGCACUCCUGGGGUUGAGUCGUGACCGGUCUGUUGUCAUCAAACCGGCGGACAAAAACCUUGGGAUCGUGGUACUGGAUAGGGACUGGUACGAGGGGGAGGCGCUGAGGCAGUUGGGGGACAGGGCAGUCUACGAGCCGGUUGCUGCGGUGCCGCUACGUUCCCUUUGGCAGCAGCUGUGUAGGUGGGCAGAGCAGGCGCGUUACGCAGGGGUUCCGCCACAGGUGCUGGACUACAUCUUGCAGCCGCGUACUCCGCCGACGGGGGUGUCUGCCGGGGUCUGGGAGCAGUUUCGGGUGUGCAGAUUUUACCUACUACCGAAACUGCACAAGACCCCGGUGGCUGGCAGACCCAUCUGCUCGUCUACGCUUUGGGUCUUUGAGCACGCGUCGGCGGUUCUUGAUCACCACCUCCGCCCCCUCCUACAGUUCUCACCCGCACACCUUCCUGACUCGCUCGCACUUCUUCACCAGCUUCAGGACCUCUCUGUGCCUGCUGACGCUCUCUUCCUCACUUACGACGUAGAGAGCCUCUACCCGUCGAUUCCUAUCGACGCAGGUAUCAGCUGCAUAGAGAGGUGGCUGUUUCGGCUGGUAGGGUUGGGUAGGGUGGCGGUGCGGGUAGCAGACGCGUUGGUGCAGCUGUUGGGGUUAGUCAUGAGACAGAACCACCUCGAGUUUGGUGGUCGCUUCUGGCGACAGGUUCGGGGUACUGCCAUGGGCACGCCUGUGGCGGUGAUCUACGCGGUUCUGUUCAUGGCUUGGUUAGACGAGAGGCUGUUAGAGACCGAGCCAGAGUUGUCGCAGUUCGUCCUUCUCCACCGCAGGUUUAUAGACGACGGGGUGGUUAUUUGGACGGGUACACGUGAGCGGCUCCUGGACUGGGUGCGGGCUUUCGGUGGGUUGGAGCAGACUAUUCGAUUGACCCACGAGAUCUCGACCUCACACUUUACCUUGCUGGACAUUACGUUCAGCAAGGGGGAGCUUUGGCAGAGGACGGCUGUUCUGGACACUAGUACUUUCCAGAAGCCGCUUAACGUGUACCAGUACUUUCCUUUCUCCUCCGCGCACCCCUCUCACUGCAAGAGGGGCUUUAUUUUGGGAGAGUUGCAGCGGAGCGCCUUCCUCCUCUUGCAUAUCAUUGGGGGGGGUUUGCAUUUAGGGGCCUUGAUGCACAUGGCACUUGUACUCGACAUGCCCCCGACCUUUAUGAGUUCGAGGGGGCACUGCACAUAGUGGGCAGUCAGACC
Molecule: messenger RNA, 2813 nt
Organism: Closterium sp. NIES-67
Lineage: Eukaryota; Viridiplantae; Streptophyta; Zygnematophyceae; Desmidiales; Closteriaceae
Source: the annotation of a GenBank genome assembly